CACACACACACACACUCACAAACAAUCACACAGACACAACACUCCAAUUUCACUCCGAAUCUCUUCCUCGGCGCCUUUUACACAUCCAUCUUUUUCGCUUCGUUGCGGCAGCAGAAUCAAUCCAAUCCCCUUAUUAUUCUCGUCUUCUUGUCGGAAUACUUUCCUCAAGAUGUUCUGGUCGACCACUCCCUUUGGGCAAUCUUCCAAUGGGCCAUUUGGGUCCUGAUCGAGUUUCGGACAGAACAGCAAUGCAAGUAUCAACCUAUUUGCUUCCAAUCCAUUUGGGAGUUCAACUCCUUUUGGUUCAUCUACAGGAGGUUCAGUAUUUGGUGGAAUUUCCACCGGUGUGUUUGGAGUAAUUCUCCGCCAAGUCAAUUUCGACAGUCAACAUUUGGUUCCCCAUCGCCUCCUGCUUUUGGAACUUCAACAGCUGCUUGGUGCUCCCUCAGCCCCUGCUUUUGGGACCUAUUCAUCGUCAUCCGGUGCAUUUGGACAGUCAUCUAAUGUCCCAUUUGGGGCCUCAUCAGUUUUUGGGCAGAACAGCAAUGCAAGUACUAAUCCAUUCACUGUCAAGCCAUUUGGGAGUACAACUAGUUUUGGUACACCUACAGGAGGAUCAGUAUAUGGUGGAACUUCAACGAGUGUGUUGCGUAAACUCUUCGUCCUUAGGUCAGCAGUCAACAUAUGGUUCCCCGUUGCCUCCUGCUUUUGGAACUUCAACAGCUGCUUUUGAUGCUCCUUUUGCCCCUUCUUUUGGGACCUCUUCAUCAUCUUUUGGUGGACCUUCUAUAUUUGGUGUGAAGCCUCCUUUUGGAGGAUUUGCAUCAAGCCCCAACCAAUCUACCUCAUUUGGGAGAGCGUUUCAACAAGCCCAAACUACUUUUGGGACCAAUCCAUUUGGUUCGUCUUCUUCCUUCGGUGCAUCAACCCAAAAUGCAUUUGGCUCCUCAUCUACCUCAGGCAGCACACCUGCAACAUCUUUUGCAUCUGGGACCGGUGGUGAAUUCAGUGCUGCAAAACCAUUGGGACCAUCAAGUACCAGGGGUUGAGGGGUAUCAAGCACUCCAACAGUUGGGCUAUCAAAUUCAGCAACUGGUAGCAGCACUGGUCCAUCCUUUUUUGGGACUCAAAGUUCCUCUGGAGGUCAGUCGACAACCUCAACAUUUUCUUUUGGAUUUCAACAAAGAGGAAGUAGAUUAGCAGCGUACACUGCAACUGCAUCCGAAGCAGUUGAAGACGGCAGUCUGCAGUCCAUUUCAGGCAUGCGCAUUAACGAAGACAAAAACCAUGAAGAAUUGAGGUGGGAAGACUAUCAGUCUGGAGACAAAGGUGGGAUUGGAACUGGUGGUUUCACAAUUCAGUCAAACUCCUUUGCUCACCCGCCCCCUUCUCCAUUCACUUCAUUACCUUUUAACACAUCCCCAUCUGUUAGCUCUGUGAUGACAGCAUCAUCCUCUGCACCUUACCAAUUUGUAGCACCGCCAAUCUCAGCAUUUUACUGGAAUCCUACUUCAGGCUUGAUGUCUGCUAACACACAACCAUCCCCAGUAUCUCUGUCUGUUGUGAUGCUUCCAGAGACUUGUUCCAAUGUUCCUCCAGUUGGAUUUACCUUUGGCGUGAGUUUUGCCAACACACAACCAUCCCCGAUAUUAUCACCUGUUGCGCCGCUUCCACAGACUUCUUCAUUUCAAGGCCUUGUUCCUCCAGUUAGUCAACCCAAUGUAUUCAGUGAAUCAUCUCUGCCUCCUGCGAGCAAUCAACUUGGUCUUAGUCAAACAACUCCAUUUUUAACCACUCCUUCACAGCCAACUCAAACAUCUCAGACAGGUGCUUUUGCUAAUAGCAAGUUUCCUUGGUCAUCAGCAGGUUUAAGUGGAUUCGCGGACACCACAGGAGUUCUUGGAUAGAGCACCUUCAGUCUACCGUCUUGUACUCAGAAAGCACAGCCAGUACCUUGUCAGCUGUCAAUUGGUCACCUUGGUUCCACGCCUCCAAUUCGCUAUGGGAUUUCUAACAUGCCUGUGCUUGAUAAACCUGCUGCUACUGUCAGAGUGUCGUCCUUGCUGACAUCUCGACACUUGUCUCACAGACGGAUCAGGCUACCAGCCUGAAAAUAUGAUCCUAAAAGUGAUGGCCCAAAGGUGAGAAGUGGUAAAAUAACAAGUUGCGUAUUGUGUUAUUUCUUUUUUUCUCUCUCUCCACCAGCAGCCAGAUUUUGGUGAUUGAUUACAGGCUUUUUGACAUUUUUGGUCCCAAAGUAUUUAAUCGGUUCCGUUUUCGUCCCCCAAAUAUCGAUUGCGCAAAUUUAGUCCCCAACGUUUGAAAUUUGAGUUUAAAACUGUAGAAACUUUAUGUUCAUCUCAAAAUCAAAUGGCUAUGAGUUGAGAGGUCCCAGAUGUUAUCAAGUGAUCACCCAUUCCGCUCCCAAGCAAUGUGGGACUCAAUUUCCUUAACAUCCCCCCUCAUGUGCAACCGCGUUUGAGGUCUGUCACGUGUGGUCACUUUUGGGUCCUAUCAUCGUGCAGCCUUUUUGCUGGUCUGUCAUCGUGGGGUGUGGAUUGUAAAUUUUUAUAAAAUGUGGGGUGGAACGGGCCGCGUUCUGAUACUAUGUAGAAAUUUUAUAUCCAUCUCAGAACCAAUUGGCAAUGAGUGGAGAGAUCCCAUAUGUUAUUAAGUGGUCAUCCAUUUCA
Rhododendron vialii is the source of this 2690-nucleotide messenger RNA. Its product is annotated as nuclear pore complex protein NUP98B-like. The transcript is spliced from 10 exons. The record is from RefSeq and is a predicted model, not a curated record. The coding region runs from base 1263 to 1907 and encodes 214 amino acids. Lineage: Eukaryota; Viridiplantae; Streptophyta; Magnoliopsida; Ericales; Ericaceae.